AUGCCUGAGAACACGAGCUGUAGCUCUGUAAGCUCGCAGAGCUUCCGCGGCCGGAAGGAUUGGGGUGGUUGGGAUGAAGCCGGCUGGUCUGCAGACCCUGCUGCCAGCGCCGGAUCUCUCGAGGCCAUUCCGCUGCCAGGAUUCUUCCGCAUGAGGAGAGCCCAAGCAGAGCCUCCGAAGGCCAUCAAGGAGUUCAUCGCUUUGCAUCAGUUGGGAAAUGUGAAGCUCCCAAAGCUAAAGCGCGGGGAGCACCGCCCGGCAAUCUUUGCGGGCUCGGAUCCAGCACACGACGGCCGAAGAGGCGCCGUCGAUGAUGGCAGAGGCGACACCUUGGGACGCAUGGCCACGGCCGUGCACAAGGGCUUCCUGAGGCAGCGGGCCCGGUGCCAUCCGGGCCUCCAAACCUCUUCCGCUCCUUUGCCUGAGCGGCCUGAGGUGGCCUUCAUCGGCGCUUCCAAUGUCGGCAAGUCCUCCCUCUUGAACUCACUGACACGGACACAGCAGCUGGCGCCUGCGAAGGAAGCCCUGGAGCCAAUUUUGAUCUUGCUCGGCGCCGCCGCACAGCAAGAGCAGGCGCAGCUGCGCAGAGCCGGGCUCAGUGCUACGAUUGCCCUUCAGACUUUGUCCAACGCCUGUAUUUCCCAAAAGCUCACCUGGGCCUGUGAUGACGCCUCCUUGUUGCAAAGGACAGCCUCUGCUCCUGCGGGUCUUCUUCAAGCCGAGGAACUCCCCUCGGUGGCGUCCAUUACUUUUGCACCUGGAUCGGAGUGGAUGAUGGGAUGGAGAAGAAAAUCGCCAUCCGCAUUGCAAGUGGAGAAAUCAGAGCCAGAGCCGGAAAUCCUUCGCAUGGAGCGGAAGGCUUCACUUCUGGAUGCGCCGGUCAUCAGGACGCUGUCUGGAAGGACCUCGGAGCCAAGUGGCCCUCCACCCUCCACGCAUCCAGACUCGGACGCAGAAUCCUCCGCCGAGUUUUUCGGCUUAGAGACGCCCGGCCCGGCGGGGCCGGCGGGGGGGCACGGCGGCGGCCUUCCGACGAGCCCAAAGCUAACGCCGAACGUGAGGAAGGAAGAGCCGGAGAGGCCGGAGAGGGAGAGGCCGGAGCCGAGACGAAUGGCGGCGGAGCUUCCGCCCCCGCCUCUUCCGCCUGCUCAGGAGCCCAAAGCCGAGACGGAGCCGAAGGAGCCGAAGGCGAAGGGAGAGCCGGCAGAGCCGGAAGCCCCUGCGGCCCCUGCGGUAGAAACCGCGUCUUCGGCCCCUGCGGCGGUUGAAACCCCAGCUCCCACAAGAAACGCGGCGGCAGAAGAAGCCGCGAGCUGGAUCGACAUCAUGAUCCCAGGAGCACAAACAGUUCUUCACGUGAAGAACCCAGAAGAGAUCGAAGCGACGAGUUCCGAUCCAAAUCCCCAAGUUGCAACUUUUCGAACGAACAACGUCACGGUGGAGGCCGUCCCUUUGGUUCCCAACGAGCGCCUCUCCGUUUCCCAGACUCUGAAGGGCAACAGGACGCUUCUAGUGGAGGCUUUGGAGGCACUGCAAGAGGCGGGUGCGGGAAGUGGCCGGCCCUUCGAUGUGGCGACGGCGGCCCUGGCAGCGAUGGAAAGGGCGCUCUCGGAAGCUACGCUCACCAGCCGCGACAUCGAAGAGGCCGACGUCCGAGAGAAAGCGGCCUUGGACAAGAGCGAGUCCUUGGAGGAGAAAGCAGCGGAGCUCUCGAAGACCUUGGAAGACAUCGCCGACGGCGUGGCGGAAGCCAGUGCUCAGCAGGUGGCGAAAGGGGCGGAGGAAGCUCUGCGGCUCCGCGGGCUCUGGCAGGAAGACGUGAACGGGAGCCUCCUGGCAGAGCAGGAGAAGAGGGAGCAAAUCACUCGGCUUGCACAGCAGCUCUCGACCGUUGCGCGCUCCGGCGUCACAGCACUGAAGGCCGUGACCCUGGGCUUGCAUCUGGAGGUGAACCUGACAGCGGCGGCUGCGAGCUUCCGGCGGCGGUUUGCGCUCAGCAACGAGAGCUCUGGAAGCCUCUGGCAGCUGCCGGAGGCGGAGGAGUUGGCGACCGUCGGGAAGGUUCCAGUCGCAGAGCUCCAGCGCUACAAGGAGGUCUUGCUUGGGAAGCUGAAAGACCUCCGGAUCCUGCCGCCGCCCGUUGGGUCCGCGCCACUCACCGCGGAGAUCGCCAGCAAAGAUGGCCCAAAGGUGACCCUGGAGCUGCUGACCAAGAACGAAACAGCUUCCGAUUUCAAGACCUUGCAGGAGGAUCUGAAGCUGGCGAGCAGACAGCUGCAGAAUGCGACCUCCCAUGUCCAGGAGAUGUCCAAGGAGGUGGAGGCUGCGGACGCAGCGGCUCGCAGCCUGGACCUGGUGGCUGCGAGGAAGCAGAAUCUCACGCAAGAGCUGCUUGGCAUUGUGGAAGCAACGGAGAAGCUAUCAAAGGGGAUCAGCGACUUCCCCCAGGCUGAGGCUGGCGAGGCCAUUUCGGUUGCAACUUCCGUGGCCAACCGAUCAGCAGCUCUUGAAGAAGGUGCCAGCAAGGCUCGGAGAGUCGCAGCCCUCCUACGAUCUGCAGAGCUCGACUUCGAGGAGUCCCUGAACCGGUCGACGGAGGCUACGGCACGGCUCGCCAACGCCGGUGAGGAUGCGCAGUCGCAGCUCCUGCAGGCCCUCAAGGCCGCCGCGAGCGGCCUCCGCCUGGCGAACGCCAGCGGAGCCAAGGUGGAUUUCUCUGGGCUCCUGGAGCUCUUUGGCAAAGGCACUUUGGGGGUUGCCGGACAGGAUCUGGUGCCCGUUUUUCAAGCCCGGGCCCAGGUGAAUGUCACCACCUCCCGGGAGCAAGCCAUUGCAAAUCUCCCCUACGACCGCUUCUUCGCGCCGGCUUCCACCUCGACGAAGGCCGAGGAGACGGAGGCGGAGGAGGAGGUGAAAGAAGCGGUGCUUCUGCCAAGCACCUCAAGCAGACCGAAGACGAGGGAGCUUGAAGAGGAGAACUGGAUGCCGGGGCCCAACAGCGGAGGGCGAUGCGGAGCGAUGCGGAGCUCUGAGCGGAUGAGGCCCAAAGCCGUUUUGUUCUCCAUGGCCUGCGUCCUCUCGCUCCUCGUGGCCGAUGAUCCUGGCGUCACUCGCUCCAUCGACUGGUACAAGUGCAGCCGCCUGCCCUUGGAUGUGAUCGACCUGCCUGGCUACGGCUAUGCCAAGGGAGCCGAGUUCGGGCCACUGGUCGCCGACUUCGUGCAAAGUCGGAAGUCUUUGCGCGUCCUCUACUGCCUCGUGGACGCCAGAACCGGGAUUCGGCCGACGGACUGGAGGUUCUACGCGUCCCUCGGCAACCGCGGGGGGCCCGAGAAGGCGCCCCCGCCCGGGGCACCCCCCUCACGCCCUUGCGUCGCGGUGCGGUGCGUCGCGGCAGCUGCCGCAGCUGCCGUAGGAGCGAAGGGUGUGUAUAAGGGCCUCUUAGAAGCUCUUCUUUCUCGGCUCGGAAGCAGAAGGAAGAGGACAAAGGAUUCGGAGCCGGAGCGGGGAGCCAUGGCGACAAGAAAGGCGACACCUGGACCUGGAGGUAACUCCGGGAGAGAAGCACAGGCCAGGAGCCCUCAAAGCCCGAAGGACCCGAUGUGUCGCGACGGAUGCUGCAGUUUCUGA
Symbiodinium sp. CCMP2592 is the source of this 3630-nucleotide messenger RNA. NCBI's taxonomy places the organism in Eukaryota, Dinophyceae, Suessiales, Symbiodiniaceae. The record is from the annotation of a GenBank genome assembly.